AUGCUGCGAGUGGCUGCAUACCUCAUCCUGGCUGCGACCCUCUUCCAGCGGCAAUCUGGCCCUUCUUUUCACGCCGAUGCAUUGCAGCAGCCCUUCGGGUCUCCCCUCGUCUUGGGCAGGGGCCCACCCUCUCCCUCCAGCGAAGAGAAGUCGGCCGCUGACCUGGCCACGAAGCUCCUGCUCCUGGACGAACUGGUAUCCCUCGAGAACGACGUCACGGAGACCAAGAAGAAGCGCAGUUUCCCGGGGUUCGGCUCCCCCCUCGACAGGCUUUCGACGGCCUCCCUGGAUCUGAAAGCCAAGCAGAGGAAAGUGGCGGAGGUGCCCAAGCGGCGGUUUGGGAUUCCUCUAGACCGGAUCGGGAUGAACCGUUUGAGUAACUCCAGGGGUUAGUGGAG
Messenger RNA from Gekko japonicus, 398 nucleotides. It is a transcript of the gene OSTN, whose product is annotated as osteocrin. The record is from RefSeq and is a predicted model, not a curated record. Lineage: Eukaryota; Metazoa; Chordata; Lepidosauria; Squamata; Gekkonidae. The transcript has 3 exons. Gene Ontology annotation, molecular function: signaling receptor binding. Gene Ontology annotation, biological process: hormone-mediated signaling pathway. Bases 1 to 393 code for a protein of 130 amino acids.